This is a messenger RNA of Erinaceus europaeus (western European hedgehog), 5807 nucleotides long. It is a transcript of the gene ASAP2, whose product is annotated as ArfGAP with SH3 domain, ankyrin repeat and PH domain 2. The record is from RefSeq and is a predicted model, not a curated record. Bases 369 to 3395 code for a protein of 1008 amino acids. Gene Ontology annotation, molecular function: protein binding; GTPase activator activity. Gene Ontology annotation, cellular component: cytoplasm. The transcript has 28 exons. Gene Ontology annotation, biological process: positive regulation of GTPase activity. Lineage: Eukaryota; Metazoa; Chordata; Mammalia; Eulipotyphla; Erinaceidae.
AGGAGUCGCUCGGGGCCCGCGGCUGGGUGGCGGGCAGUUCCCGCCGGCUGUGGGCUCGUUCGCUCGUUCGCUCGGGCAGGCAGCGGCGGCGGAGGGUCCCUCGGCGCGGAGGGUGGACGGGCCGGGCCCGAGCUGCGCGGAGCUGCGCGCGCUGCCCCUGCUCCCGCCGCCGGGCCCCGCGGGCCGCCGACCCGCGCUCUGCGGCGGCUCCUGCGGCGGCUCCCGCGGCGCCCGCGCCCCGGCGCUUCCCUUUGUCCGCCCGGCGGGAGAGCUGCGGGCGCGCAGGCGGCGUCCGAGCGGCGGGUCGGAGCCCGCGCAGCAGCCAAGGCGGCGGCUCCCCCUGCGCCCGCCGCCCGCGCGCCGAGGCGAUGCCGGACCAGAUCUCCGUGUCGGAAUUCGUGGCCGAGACCCAUGAGGACUACAAGGCGCCCACGGCCUCGAGCUUCACCACCCGCACGGCGCAGUGCCGGAACACCGUGGCGGCCAUCGAGGAGGCUUUGGAUGUGGACCGGAUGGUUCUUUACAAAAUGAGGAAAUCUGUGAAAGCAAUAAACAUCUCUGGACUGGCCCAUGUGGAAAACGAAGAGCAGUACACCCAAGCUCUGGAGAAGUUCGGUGGCAAUUGUGUGUGCAGAGAUGACCCGGAUUUAGGAAGUGCAUUCCUGAAGUUCUCAGUGUUUACAAAGGAGUUAACAGCACUUUUCAAAAACCUGAUUCAGAAUAUGAACAACAUCAUCUCCUUCCCACUGGACAGUUUGCUGAAGGGGGACCUGAAAGGCGUGAAAGGGGAUCUGAAAAAGCCAUUUGAUAAAGCUUGGAAGGAUUAUGAAACAAAAAUAACCAAAAUAGAAAAGGAGAAAAAGGAGCAUGCCAAGCUCCAUGGGAUGAUCCGCACUGAAAUAAGUGGGGCUGAGAUCGCUGAAGAGAUGGAAAAGGAGAGGCGGUUCUUCCAGCUACAGAUGUGUGAGUACCUGCUCAAGGUCAAUGAAAUAAAGAUUAAAAAGGGAGUGGAUUUACUUCAAAAUCUGAUCAAAUAUUUUCAUGCCCAAUGCAAUUUCUUCCAGGAUGGAUUGAAAGCAGUUGAAAGCCUCAAGCCUUCCAUUGAAACCCUUUCAACUGAUCUUCACACAAUCAAACAGGCCCAGGAUGAAGAAAGAAGACAACUUAUGCAGCUUCGAGAUAUUCUGAAAUCAGCAUUACAGGUGGAACAGAAAGAGGAUUCACAAAUUCGCCAGAGUACAGCCUACAGCUUACAUCAGCCUCAGGGAAAUAAAGAGCAUGGAACCGAACGGAAUGGUAACCUCUACAAGAAAAGCGACGGGAUCCGAAAAGUGUGGCAGAAAAGGAAAUGCUCAGUUAAAAAUGGUUUUCUGACCAUCUCCCAUGGUACUGCUAACCGACCUCCUGCAAAACUCAACCUGCUCACCUGCCAAGUGAAGACCAAUCCAGAGGAGAAGAAGUGUUUUGAUCUCAUUUCACAUGAUAGGACAUAUCACUUCCAGGCAGAAGAUGAACAAGAAUGUCAAAUAUGGAUGUCUGUGCUGCAAAAUAGCAAAGAAGAAGCUUUAAACAAUGCUUUUAAGGGAGAUGACAACACUGGAGAAAAUAACAUCGUCCAGGAGCUGACCAAGGAAAUCAUCUCUGAAGUCCAGAGGAUGACGGGCAAUGACGUGUGUUGUGACUGUGGGGCACCAGAUCCUACCUGGCUUUCCACAAAUCUGGGCAUUCUGACCUGCAUCGAGUGUUCUGGAAUUCACCGAGAGCUGGGGGUUCACUACUCCAGAAUGCAGUCCCUGACAUUAGAUGUGUUAGGAACAUCAGAACUGCUGCUUGCCAAGAAUAUUGGGAAUGCAGGCUUUAAUGAAAUUAUGGAGUGCUGCCUUCCAGCUGAGGGCUCGGUCAAACCCAACCCAGGCAGCGACAUGAAUGCAAGAAAGGACUACAUCACUGCCAAGUACAUCGAGAGGAAAUAUGCAAGGAAAAAGCAUGCAGAUAACUCAGCCAAACUUCACAGCCUUUGUGAGACCGUCAAAACAAGAGAUAUUUUCGGAUUACUCCAAGCAUAUGCUGAUGGUGUGGAUCUUACAGAAAAAAUCCCCCUGGCCAAUGGACAUGAGCCAGAUGAAACGGCCCUCCAUCUUGCCGUCAGAUCUGUGGACCGUACUUCCCUUCACAUCGUGGACUUUUUAGUUCAGAACAGUGGGAACCUGGAUAAACAGACAGGAAAAGGCAGCACGGCCCUGCACUACUGCUGCCUGACUGACAACACCGAGUGCCUGAAGCUCCUGCUGCGGGGGAAGGCUUCCAUCGAGAUAGCUAACGAAUCUGGAGAGACACCGCUGGACAUCGCCAAGCGCCUCAGGCACGAGCACUGUGAGGAGCUGCUGACCCAGGCCUUAUCCGGGAGGUUUAAUUCUCAUGUUCAUGUCGAAUAUGAAUGGCGAUUGCUCCAUGAAGACCUGGAUGAAAGCGAUGACGAUGUGGAUGAGAAACUGCAGCCCAGCCCUAGUCGGCGAGAAGACCGGCCUGUCAGCUUCUACCAGCUGGGCUCCAACCAGAUACAAUCCAACACUGCCUCUUUGGCCAGAGACACCGGCCUGACCAAAGACAAGCAGAGGAGCUUCCUGCCCAAUAUCCUGCAGAACGAGACGUAUGGAGCCAUCCUGAGUGGCAGCCCGUCAUCCACCCAGCCUACAGCCCCCAGCUCCUCUAGUGCCCCUCCACUCCCUCCACGGAAUGUUGCCAAAGUUCAGACAGCCUCCUCAGCUAACGCCCUGUGGAAGACAAACUCUGUAAGUGUGGACGGUGUCAGCAGGCCGAGAUCUUCGUCAGAUCCGCCAGCUGUCCACCCACCGCUGCCCCCUCUUCGCGUGACAUCUACCAAUCCCCUGGCUCCCACAGCGACUCCUCCAGUAGUGAAAGCACCCAGUGUGAUCGAUGCCUUGGGUGCGCAAAGCAAGUCGGCCCAGCCUGGAAUCCCAGCGAGCAAAGCCGGCCCCCCACCCCUGCCACCCCAGGCACCUAGCCGACUCCCUCAGAAGAGGCCUGCUCUCGGGGCUGACAAGUCAACCCCGCUGAUGAACAAAGGCCAGCCGAGAGGACCUGCAGUGGAUCCUUCUGGAACAGAAGCAAUAGGUCCUCUGUCCAACACAAUGCUCAUGCAGCCCCCGGCACCCAUGCCCAGGAAGUCACAGACAACCAAGUUGAAGCCUAAGCGGGUCAAAGCCCUCUACAACUGUGUGGCUGACAACCCAGAUGAGCUGACCUUCUCUGAGGGAGAUGUCAUCAUUGUGGAUGGAGAAGAGGACCAAGAGUGGUGGAUUGGCCACCUUGAUGGAGACCCCAGUCGGAAAGGAGCGUUUCCCGUGUCAUUUGUGCACUUUAUCGCCGACUAAAUGGCUACUGAACAACAGACUUUAAUGGCUGUUAUGUUCUUGUUUCAUCACUGGUACCAAAACUCUCACCAGAUAACCAGUCUCAUGCAUUGUAUUGUAUGGUAGCCCACUUUCUAUAAUGCCACCAUUGUGUUUCAAAAGCUCAAAGUCAAUUUAUAUAUAUAUAUAAAUGAAUUGUUUUUAUGUGUGGUUUUCAUGAAACAUCGUUUUUCUUUGGUUAGGUAAGAUUGUGUUUCCUAAAAGGUGAACUGAAAAGCUAUUUUAAAUACAUAACCAAGAUCCUGUAUAGAAUUAACUGAACCUAGAAAUGUUUUUAAGUAUUGGAAAUUCAUAAUGCUUUCUUUGGCUCACUCUUGAUUUCAGUGACCUUUAGUGCAAUUGUUUUAGGAUGUCAAUAAAUUAUUGCUUUAGUCAUCUAUAACCGUAGCCUAGGAAGUCCUGGACUUUCUAGAUAAAAUAAGUUCACCUUUAAAGGAUUUUUUAAAAUAUUUUUUUUAGCGUUAUCUUUAAAGAUUUCCUUUAAAAUAUGCCCAAUGUUUAUUUAGUACAACUUGGAAACUUACACAUUAGCAAUGUACUUUCCAGCCCUGAUUGUGAGGUUGCAACUGUCAUUAUAUCCUGCAUGUGUGUGACCUAUUGUGAACAAACCUCCUUAACAAAACUACCCCUGGUUUAUUAUGGCAUAUGGUAGUAACAGUUAACUCCCUUCCAGGUUCUAGAAAACUGCAUCUCGUGAACUUGACUAAAAGCUAAGGAUGAUGGAUUGCAAAACAGUUUUGUAAACUAGUUUAUCUGCUUUAAGUGUUUGGAAUUCGCCUUGUACUUUCUUAAUCACACAGAAAGCAACUAUACAGAAUACUGUGAUACAGAUCACACUAUAGUAACACAUACUUGCUGUUUCCUAUUGAGUGUACCACUGCCUUCCCUUUCUAGUUCAUGAGAAUGUUUACUCAGUUUAGUGUCUUGUAUUUAUAUAAUAUACCAGGAAUGGUAGUUACACUGUCUUGAAAUUUAAUGUGUCCAUGUUUAUAAUCAAGAUCAUAUCAGAAAUCUCUAGGUCCCAAGUAGUAAGAUACUCUUUAAACAUCUAAUUUUGACUAUUUAUGUCCAUCAUAUCAUUGUUAAACCUAAGCUACUAGGGGCAGGGGGGUUAGAUUGUAUAUGAUAAAAUAAAAAUUCAGUAGAUUAAUGAACUUGAUUGUCAUACCUCUAAUUUAGUAAUUGUGAGCAUAAGGUUCAUAAUAGGAAUAUUGAAAACAUUGGCAUUCUUUGAGAAUAAGUAGGCAUGAUGCCUACUCGCAUUUUUACCAAAAGUAAGGAAAUUUUAAGUAUAGGCUUGGAAAGCAAGGUAAUAAUGCUUUUAUUGCAUCUAUUAUGAUGGUACAUAUGAUUGUGAAGCAGCCUGUUUCUAUUUUAUUGCAAGACUUGCAAGUGUAGAGCUUCUUUUUUUUAAUUGCAUUGUAUUUUUUUGUUGCUAUUAUCAAUAUAAAGGAAGACAGAACAAACUGGAAUGUUUAUGAUGUGUGGCAAUUGCUUUUUGCCUUUCAGAAUUCCAGGUAAAAACAUGUUAGGUCUGUAAUUACUCUUUUUUUUUUUUUUUUAUUAAACACUACAUCUAUUUUCACUAAUUGUUAAUUUCUAUUGUUCUGUUCCGUUGAACCCUUCAUUUAGUUAAUUCUUUCAGAUUUAAGAAAGUAAACAGAUGUACUUUGCACAUUGCACUUAUGUGUACUUUAAUACAACGCCCUCUAUCUUAUCAGCCUUUCAACUACUUGGUGCCAGCUAUAUAAGGAAUUAAAGUUGAUUCAUAUCAACAUCUGAACACCAGUUCCCAACUAAUCUAUCAGGUUCACUGGUACAUAAAUGUCUAGGAAAUAUUUUUCCAGUCUAUAAUUUGGUGGUGCUAUUGUGCAGUAAUUAAUACUACUCUUGCCAGACGAGAAAUUCUAUUAACUUCCCUACUAAUCUCCUUUCCUAGUUAUUUGCUCUUUGCAAAUUUAAGAAAAACAAAAAGCAACUGAAAGGAAAACAUUGUAGAUAUCUAUUUAUAUUUAAAGUUUAUGUUUCAUGAACUUAGCUACAGAAUUUUGGCAUUUUUGCAUGCCAUCAGAAAUGAUUUCUAGGAAUAAUGACUCAGAAAAAUGUGCACAGAGUAACAGUUACUGUGUGAUCUGUUAUGGGUGGAUAGCAUAACUUGCAGCGUGGAAUGCUAUUUGAGAUGUAUGAUAUUCAAUUCAUUCACCUGAUUAUUUUGGUCUAGCUGUAGCGCAACUGUAUAUAUUGUAUAACCUAAAUCAAUUCCUAUUUUCAUUGUCCUUAAUGCAGUGAUUUAUAAUUAGAGCAUGUUUAAGAAGUUUACUCUUGUUAACUAGUCAUUCGACUAGAAUAAAAAAUAAAGUACUUUUAAAUGGA